GAAGGGGGUGGUGACAGGCGCAGGAAGAGAUCGGUCCAAACAAGUUCUCUUGCCUCAUUUCUCUUCUUUAUUUUCCACAAGCUAGGUUUUAGCCCUUGACUUCCUACCCCUCACCUGCACCCUGAGUCCCCAACUCCUAUCUCCGAACUCUGGACCCUUCCUAUUCCGGGGCAAUUCAUAUUCUGCAGGGGACAGCGAACAGGUCUUCCCACCCACUGCCCCAUGCCACCCAGGGGAGUUGCUCCUCGGAGAAGCCAGACGGGGAAUGAGAACACAGUGUCCCCCUGAGGGGGCUGGAUUGGACCCCCAAGCCCUCCUCCCGUGGCCCAGGCCCACUCCAGGGGACACCCACCUGGACAGUGCCCAUGAGAAGAGCAGAGGAAGGAAGAGCUCACCCCAGCUGGGCGCCUGAGCCAGGGCCCGGGCUCCUGUGAACCCGCCGCGAGCUCCAACUCUGCAUGCCUAAUCGGCUAUUUAAGGAGCUGUUCACCAGCGACCCAGGCAGCCCCCCCCACCCCACACCACCACGACAAACACUCGUCCAGAGCCACCUUAAAAGCAGGAGGCGAUUGUGAAGUCGCUGGCCAGCAAGUGGAGUGAAGACUGUAGAGGUAGAUGAAAAAAGAGAGAGAGGCAGCGAGAGAUUUGUCUUAGGGACCCAAAACCCUUCGGUACCCUACUGAAAACCAAAUCCUCUGGAAGCUCAUAGAGACAGCAAGAGAAAAAGAGAUAAAUACAAUCAGCUCAGGUCCAAGAAACUCCUCUCUCACUCUCUCUCUGUCCCUCCCUCCCUCUCCCUCUCCCUCCCUCUCUCUCUCUCCCUCUCCCCCCCACUCUUUCUCUGCCAACCCUAGUCCUCUAGUCCCCAAACUCCCAGUACCUGCUUCUUCUGGGGAUACCAUGUUGUUCUUCACUCUCCUGCUGGAGGUGAUUUGGAUCCUGGCUGCCGAAGGGGGUCAACACUGGACAUAUGAGGGCCCACAUGGUCAAGACCACUGGCCAGCCUCUUACCCUGAGUGUGGAAGCAAUGCCCAAUCCCCCAUCAAUAUCCAGACAGACAGUGUGACUUUUGACCCUGAGUUGCCCGCUCUGCAGCCCCAUGGAUAUGACCAGCCUAGCACUGAGCCUUUGGACCUGCACAACAAUGGCCACACAGUGCAACUCUCUCUGCCCCCUACCAUGUAUCUGGAGGGACUUCCUCGAAAAUAUGUAGCUGCCCAGCUCCACCUGCACUGGGGUGAGACAGGGUCCGUGGGCGGAUCAGAGCACCAGAUCAACAGUGAAGCCACAGCUGCGGAGCUCCACAUUGUACAUUAUGAUUCUGAUUCCUAUGACAGCUUGAGUGAGGCCGCUCCAAAGCCUCAGGGCCUGGCUGUCUUGGGCAUCCUCAUUGAGGUGGGUGAGACCAAGAAUCCAGUUUAUGAACACAUCCUGAGUCACUUGCAUGAAAUUAGGCAUAAAGAUCAGAAGACUUCAGUGCCUCCCUUCAACGUGGGAGAGCUGCUCCCCCCACAGCUGGACCAGUUCUUCCGCUACAAUGGCUCGCUCACCACACCCCCCUGCUACCAGAGUGUGCUCUGGACAGUCUUCCGUCGAAGGGCUCAGAUUUCGAUGGGACAGCUGGAAGAGCUUCAGGAGACGUUGUUCUCCACAGAAGAGGAGCCCUCUAAGCUCCUGGUACGGAACUACCGAGCCCCCCAGCCUCUCAAUCAGCGAACAGUCUUUGCUUCUUUCAUCCAAGCGAGAUCCUCGUAUACUACAGGUGAAAUGCUGAGUUUAGGAGUGGGGAUCUUGGUUGGCUGUCUUUGUCUUCUACUGGCUGUUUAUUUCAUCGCUAGGAAGAUUCGGAAGAAGAGGCUAGGAAACCGGAAAAGCGUGGUCUUCACCUCAGCACGAGCCACAGAGGCAUAGACUCCCUCACCGACAUCAUGGAUGCCUUCCCCUCAUGCCAAUCAGGGAGCUUCUAAACUGAGCUGCAGGGACUGGCCAGAAAAUACUGUAGGAGUAGUGGGCAGACACCCCUCCUUCCUCCAGACAGCCCCUACAGAGAGGCACGGACAGGCUCUUGUUCGUGGAAUAAGAGCAGAUAGCCUUCGACCUCUCAAAACCUAUAGAUCAGGACAACCCUAUGUUGACAAUGCAGACAGCAAACUGUGUUUAGUUGUAGGGGAAGUUGGGGAUGUAACCCCCAAAGUCCUCCACCCCCUUACCUUUAUGUCCUUUUCCCUAGAUAUAGGGCAGGACCUCCCCUUAGGAAAAAGACUUGUUGCUGUUGGGGUUAUAUUUUUUUGCUCAAUAUACCUGGAAAUUAAAGUUUCUAAUCCCA
Leptonychotes weddellii (Weddell seal) is the source of this 2326-nucleotide messenger RNA. RefSeq names its product carbonic anhydrase 14 (gene CA14). Lineage: Eukaryota; Metazoa; Chordata; Mammalia; Carnivora; Phocidae. Gene Ontology annotation, cellular component: plasma membrane. The record is from RefSeq and is a predicted model, not a curated record. Gene Ontology annotation, molecular function: carbonate dehydratase activity; zinc ion binding.